This is a messenger RNA of Sycon ciliatum, 4056 nucleotides long. RefSeq lists its product as uncharacterized. The coding region runs from base 289 to 2505 and encodes 738 amino acids. The record is from RefSeq and is a predicted model, not a curated record. Lineage: Eukaryota; Metazoa; Porifera; Calcarea; Leucosolenida; Sycettidae. The transcript is spliced from 13 exons.
CGAGUUUGUUUUCGGUCCAGGGAUGUCACGGGCUCAGUCAUGGUGCAGGAGUUUUCUCAGUGGAGAAAUAAUGCAGGCAAUGUAAUGGACUUGAAAAGAAAGUUGAAAGGUGUCGUGCCUUGCUGUGGCGGUGACUGCCGUGAUGGCAUUGCCCUGUAAAUUGCUCCUUCUUGAUACCCUUCGACAACACCAUUUUUCGGGCAGUGCAACCACUUAGAUUUGUAGCAUCGCACUUGCCUCCUAUCAUCCAGGCAAACCGUCACAGGUACUCAGUAGCAGGUCACCAUCAUGCCGUACGAAAGGGAGAAGGUGAGCGCAGAGGGCCUGGGUCUUGCAUUGGUUGCAGUGAGCCUUGAUGAGGAGUACGAUGAGACGGAAAUACCGUCACCCAGCCAGUCGCGCUGCAGCGCCGAGCAGUUCAGAAGGAAACCCGCCGCAGAGCUACCAGGUGCUUUACCGGACGAUUUCACAGAUCAGUAUCGAUCAUGCAAGAAUGCCUGCAGAAAAGCGGUGCUUGAUGAAAAGCUAGAUGCCUAUCUCCGCCACGCAGAGCGCUGUAUGAAUCUGUGCAAUUGGCCGCACAUUCCGGCUGCGAAGCGUGAAGGCACACUAGACCGACUGUCUGGUUAUUGGCCAGAUCUGAUUGAGCUAUCCAAACUCAAUCGGACCAUUGAACAAGAAUGCCUGUGCACUCUCUUGACCUGUAUGCGACAUGCCGACAUGGACAAGGGAUAUCUUGGCAAUGAAAUCAAGUUGGUCAGGACAUGUGCAAUCUGGAUCCUGAGCCUGUCACCUCUGGCCUGGAAUGAGCAGCUACCACCGGUCACUGUCAAACUACGAACCAAGAUUAUUACUACUCUGUGCCGAAGACUGCUUUGUCGUCACCUCCUGGGACACUUUGAGGAGGAGCACUGCCACCAGCUCUUUGGCUGUUUCAGUGAGAUGAAAAAAGUUUUGGACGCACCAUUAUCCCAGGCUAACCUUCGACCAAUCACCCUGCGCUUGGCCAUGGGCCGUCUAGCGAAAACGCUCCAUGUAACAAUGAUGUACCAUGACAAACAAAUCAUUCCCUUGGAGCCAUUUCUCUACCACGUCGUCAAGUCCUGGACACUGCACACAGGCUCCUCACAGGAUACUGCUGUUGCUGCUGCAUUCAAUGCAGAAGUGAGAAAGGCAGUGUCCUGGUGCUUUAUCCUGUGUACUGAUGCCAGCACUAAGAAGGCAUGGCUGCAGGACCAUCUAGCCUUAGAAAUACUAUGUGAGCUGGCAACCGUGUCAACGAGUGCCAUGAAGGUCAUGCAGUUUGUCAUCGCCUCCUGCCUGCCGGACACCUCCGUCCGCAGAGAAUUGCAGGACAGUGAGCUGUGGCUCGGUGAGGAAAGUCUUUCCACUGACCCGUCAGUGUUCUACUGGAAAUGGCAACAUGCUGUCGGUUACGUUCAUGGCCUGCAGCAGAUCUGUGUCAUGACAGACUCACCGGAACGGCGUCUGCUAGCCUUUGCCGGCCGCUCGCCAGGCGUACGAGAACCGCUGGUGAGAACUGACAUCAGGAGAAGGCCCAGCAAGGACCAGACACAGGAUUACGGUGAUGGCAGCUUGGUCGGCUUGGCGAAGUGCUCGUCCGUUGGCACGAACCCGCACUUCGUCAAGCAGGCGCUUUGCGAGGCGUUUGAGGGGAUUGCUCUGUGCGCGCAGCAGGACAGUGCUACUGUUCCUGGCAGCCGCACGCAGAGAGUGGAGGGUCUGGCUUCAGCUGGUCCACUUCUGAAGCCCUGUCUAGAGCUUGUCAAGCAGCUUGGACCCGAGUACUCCAGAAGGAAUGCUGGCCUCCAUGCUGACAUCGCUGCGUCCCCGAAGCGUUUCCAUUUGACACGAGAUGUUGACUCCAGCGUUCUGCGAAUGAUAGCAGAUCACCUCACCAAGGCUGAGCUGCCGUCUCUUGUUCCCUGGGAUGUGCCACAAGCGGAGAAAACUGUGGCCCACCAUACGCCAAGGAGCAAAGAGCUAACGAGUCGUAAACAACCUGUUGGUUCUGCUAAGAUUGCUGAAGGGAAAGUAGGAAGAAAGCAGGCGGGCCAAGGACAUAAAGUGGCAUCACCAGCAGUUACACAACGUAAAGCAAACAAGGCAAAGAAUGUCGAAGCUGCAGCGGCAGCUGCUAAGCAACCCAACCGUCCCGGGACGAAACACUCCUAUGCCUACCCGACCGUGCCUCAAGGCAAGGCGAAAGUACACCGUGACUCAUGCUAUGAGCGCAAGCAGAAUGCAGGACUAGCCGCACUGGCGGAGCAGCAGUGGAAGGUGCGUCUUCCCGGCCUAGUCACCGAGAUUGACCUGGACCUGUGCGAUGGUGAAGUGACCUUGGCACCUCCACCCUCCAUCGAGUCGUCCAGCAGGACCAACACAUCAGCAGCUCUUUCUGACUUGAUUUCUAGCAGGACCACAACAUCAUCAGCUCUGUCUGAUUCUAUGUCUGGCAGAACCACAACAUCAUCAGCUCUGUGAGACCUGGGGUCUAGCAGAACCACGACAUCAUCAGCUCUGUGAGACCUGGGGUCUAGCAGAACCACAACAUCAUCAGCUCUGUGAGACUUGGGGUCUAGCAGAACCACGACGUCAUCAGCUCUGUGAGACCUGAGGUCUAACAGAACCACGACAUCAUCAGCUCUGUGAGACUUGGGGUCUAACAGAACCAUGACAUCAUCAGCUCUGUGAGACUUGGGGUCUAGCGGAACCAUGACAUCAUCAGCUCUGUGAGACUUGGGGUCUAGCAGAACCGAAACGUCAUCAGCUCUGUGAGACUUGGGGUCUAGCAGAACCACGACAUCAUCAGCUCUGUGAGACUUGGGGUCUAGCACAACCAUGACAUCAUCAGCUCUGUGAGACCUGGGGUCUAGCAGAACCACGACAUCAUCAGCUCUGUGAGACUUGGGGUCUAGCAGAACCACGACAUCAUCAGCUCUGUGAGACUCUAUGUCUAGCAGAAUCACAUCAUCAGGAGCUCUGUCUGACUUGGCGUCUAGCGGAAUCACAACAUCAGCUUCGUCGAGCAGGACCACAACAUCAGAUUCGUCGAGCUGGACCACAACAUCCGCAGCUCUGUCCGACUUGGUAUAGAGGAGUGGGACCGCAAGAUCACCAGCUCAGCCCGAGGAGGGCCACAUGAUUAGCAGCCAAGACUGACUGGGUGCCAGUCGAGCAGGACCACAAUAUCAGCUUCGUCGAGCAGGACUUCAAGAUCAUCAGCUCAGUCUCGCUUGGUGACGAGCAGGACUACACUGGUGUCUUGUGGUGUGUGCAAUGGCUGAGAGCAGCUCACCGCAUCUCUAGCUACACACUGCUUGCAGCAGUAAACGCAGAGCAUCUCUAACCAUUCACCGUGUAUAGUGGCAGGUACACACUGUGUUCUGGUGCAUCUGUAAUUGCACAGCGGCAGCUAGCUUGUCUUCUCGCAUGCUGUCUGCUGUAGAACAUUGAGAGGGUGUUGGGUACGCACGUCUGGAAUGCAAUGCUGAGUGACAUCAUCGGCAUAUAAGGCAGAGCGAAGACUCUACGCUGCAUAGCUGCAGUCAUAUUCCCGUAUAUCCGCAUUCCGCUGUGUCGUUGAGAUGUUCUUCAAGCAACAUGAUGUAUGAUGUAUGAUGUGUGAUGUGUCAUGUUUUCGCACUGCCACAGGGUACAUGUUAGUAAUCUCUCCAAUCACAGCAUUGCGUAUCUCCAAUAACAUGUAGGCAUUGGCCUUCUUUCAAUGUCAUAGUGUUUUCCAUGCGGCGUGUCUAGUAUUCUGUAGCCUGUGUAGUCUACGUUCUACGCUACCAGCACAGCGUGGCACAGCGUGGCACAUGUUUGUAUCUUAACUUACGGUAGUGUCUGGUGGCUGUCGCUUGACCGUUCUUGAAAAGUAGCAGGGCAUGCUUCAAUGGACUGCGCUGUGAUUCUUUGAUCAAUAAAUAUCAGAACUUGACCGGUUUUCGGUUUUCUCUGGUUUUCUCUGGUUUUCUCUUGUUUUCUCUUGUUUUCUCUGGUCGGUGGUAGUGCGAUGUGUAGCUACAUGUA